AUAUAUUGGUACCCUGAACUAAUAUUUGUCUUAGGCUGGUCUUAAACUAGAAACAUUUUACAAGUUUCUAAUUAAAGAAAACGUUCUCUCCUCCCAGAACCAGGAUGUGCAGGGGGCUAUAGUAGAUGUAACCGAUGGUGGCAGGGAGGCGAUUGAACUUAAACAGAGUUUUAGAGGAAAUAAUAACUAUUUUUUGUCCUACCUGGUCCGAACUGUACUGGAGAUUCUAAUUGCUAGUGUACUGCUGGUCUGGAUGAGCACUCAGGGAUUGAAUGUUAUUAAGCAUCAAGACACAAUUCUCUGCGACGUGCACGGAUACUGGUUUGAAUGUUCUGGCUCCCCAGCACAGUUUUACCUUUACAUUCUGUACACUACAGUUGGUAUAACAGGACUCUACCUUGUACUAAACAUGUAUAAUCUACUCUGGUUAACAGUUCCAUGCCUGGGCCGGUUAUCCAGACUUAUGAGAACAUACAAGAGAUACAUGAAGGAGAAUGCUUCGGCUGGAGAAACUGAUGAAGAGAUUCUUGGUGAGUUGUAUGAAAUUUACUAUACUAACCGUGACCUGCGACUGUUGUUGGAUUUGCUGUCCACCAGUAGCGGUGUAGCACCAGCAAUAGCAAUCAUGACUCUCUUCGACAAGAAGUUUGGUGCUGCAAUGAGACCAACAAUUCUCCAGAUUUCUGUCAUUAAGGAUCUCGGGUUGGCCAGGGUAGAAUUCCAGGAACCUAAGACUGGGGUUCGAGCUGCCUUAUCCCGACUUCCCGGUGUCAAUCUUAUGUAUGUGGCGGAGAUUUGUCCGCCGGCAGAUACAGCAGUGGUAGGGUUCGAUCUCAAGGAGGCUGCUGCGGUUAUUGGAGAGAGCGGAGAUGGGGUUGCGAAGGAGACCCUUGAGAUGAAGAAGUUGACAGGAUGCGUUCAAGCAGCAGUAUUCACCGGGCUAAAGCUUAACAUCAACUAUACUAUUAAGGUGAGCACGGUUGUGAACGGGAGAACGAUCAGCCAGGUGGUUGAGGAGGUGAAGGGGUGCCAGGAGGAGAACAAGGAUAACGAGGAUACAAAAAGCACCAGGAGUGAAGGAGGAGCAGAGUAGAUACAACGACACUUAGGAAACCGUCUAGUGGUUGAUGUAGUUUGGAUUGAUAUUUGAUAUGCUCUAUUGACAACAGUACCACUUAAGGAAGAAUUCUUUUUAUUUCCUAAUUCACCUAGGUGGCAAAAUUCUGCACGUCAAGAAACUGCAGUUAAAAACAUAAAAUUUAGAGAAAAUAACAUGGAUUUCACCUUUU
Eurytemora carolleeae is the source of this 1289-nucleotide messenger RNA. RefSeq lists its product as uncharacterized. The coding region runs from base 254 to 1093 and encodes 279 amino acids. Lineage: Eukaryota; Metazoa; Arthropoda; Copepoda; Calanoida; Temoridae. The record is from RefSeq and is a predicted model, not a curated record. The transcript has 12 exons.